Molecule: messenger RNA, 2041 nt
Organism: Anopheles darlingi
Lineage: Eukaryota; Metazoa; Arthropoda; Insecta; Diptera; Culicidae
Product: ATPase WRNIP1-like
Exons: 3
Coding region: 177-1919 (580 amino acids)
Biological process (GO): regulation of DNA repair; DNA-templated DNA replication
Cellular component (GO): nucleus
Molecular function (GO): enzyme activator activity; single-stranded DNA helicase activity; DNA binding
Source: RefSeq, a predicted model, not a curated record
UCGCGGGUUCAAAAAUCAUGUUUUUCUCUUUUCGCGAUUUGAUUUUCCUUUCUGCGAAUUUUCGUUACGAUACUUGUUUUCCGUAAAGUAAUAACCAGUUCUUUCGCUUGUGAAUAUAAUUCCCUUCGUCCGGUUUUGCCUUCCCGACGGUGCUCCACCGCCUGCUCUGGAGAAAGAUGGCCGAGAGACCGGAAUCGCCCCUUCCCUGUACAUCCACCCCGAAAUCGGAGUGUCCGAUUUGCAAACUGUUCUUUCCCAUCAAGACCAUCGAGGAGCACGUUAACGAUUGUCUGGAGGAAAGCGAAAAUAUCUGUUCGAAAGAAGCCGUUCCGAGUCCCAUAAUUUCGCAGGAGAAACCGGCACAACCGAAACGUGUUUUUGGAAUUUUCAAUUCCCCAUCCUCGGCGGCAAAACGUGUUUGCCGUGAUGGCUCCUCUUCUAAUACCCCACAAACAUCGGCACCGGCGACUCUGGCCGUUCCAGCGAGCUCAAUUGUAGAGAUUGUUGAAGAUAAUUCAAACGGCACAGACGGUGAACAGCAGGAAAACAACGGGGUGCCGAGCAACGGAAACGUUCCAGAACCGCAAUCUCCAUCACCACACACUGAGGUAGCCAAAACUAGCUGGCCAGCAGAUUCCAACAAACCACUGGCCGAACGGGUGCGCCCGGAUAAUAUCGAGGAUUACGUAGGACAGGAGCAGGUCAUGGGACGAAAUGCCAUUCUGCGCAAGCUGUUCGAUAGCGGAUCGAUACCGAGCAUGAUCCUCUGGGGACCGCCGGGAUGUGGUAAGACGACACUUGCCCACAUCAUCGCCAAUCGCUGCAAACAGAACAGCAACAGUAUGCGAUUCGUCAGUCUAUCGGCGACCAGCGCCGGCGUUAACGAUGUCAAAGAAGCGGUCAAAGUAGCCAAGAACGAGUCAAGGUUCAAGCGGCGAACGAUCCUCUUUCUGGACGAGAUUCAUCGGUUCAACAAAUUGCAGCAGGACAUUUUCCUGCCGCAUGUGGAAUCCGGUACGAUCACGUUGAUCGGUGCUACGACGGAGAAUCCCUCCUUCAGCCUCAAUUCGGCCCUACUAAGUCGCUGCCGAGUGAUUGUGCUGGAGAAACACUCGGUUGAGAGCAUGAUGAGCAUUCUGGUGCGUGCCUUGCCACAGUAUAGAGCGAAGCUGAUCACAGAUUGUGAUAACAACAACAUCCCGAACUAUGGCAAAUCUCCACUGGAACCAAGCCUUCUCAUCAGCGAAGAAACCGUCCGUUGGUUGGCCGAAACGUGCGAUGGUGAUGCACGAAUCGGACUGAACAGCUUGCAGCUGGCGCUGAGCGUCAACGUUCCGACGUCGCAGGAUGCUGCCCCACCAAAGAUAAUCUCGCUCGAGGACGUUCGGGAGGGUCUGAAAAAGUCGCACCUUCUUUACGACCGUAAAGGUGAUCAGCACUACGAUCUCAUCUCGGCGUUACACAAAUCUAUCCGUGCCUCUGACGAUAAUGCGGCGCUCUAUUGGGUCACUCGGAUGAUAAUGUCCGGUGAGGAUCCGCGAUACGUUUGCCGGCGUAUGAUACGAAUGGCCAGCGAAGAUAUCGGUAUGGCCGAUACGAAUGCACUGCAGGUGGCCACGGCAACGUUAACAGCGGUGCAAACGGUUGGAUGGCCCGAGGCCGAUUGUAUUAUCGCGCACUGUGCGGUGUACUUGGCCCGGGCACCGAAAAGCCGUGAAGUAUACGAAGCAUUCAAGGAGUGCCGUGCAUCGAUCGAGAACUGGAAAGGACCGAUGCCAUCCGUGCCAUUGCAUCUGCGAAACGCGCCGACCAAGCUGAUGAAGCAACUCAACUACGGCAAUGGGUACAACUUGAUGCACAAAGACGAAUCGGGGCUUACCUAUAUGCCGGAGGGGCUCGAAGAUCUGCGAUACUUCUAGGAGUAGAAGCAGCAUGUCCCUCUCGUUCCCUUCCCUCCAUUCACACUACUCUGUGGCUAUGCGUUAUUGAAGUACAAACGGAAGUUUCUUUCAUUUCCAUUUGAUUUGCGUGAUAAAAACGA